Molecule: messenger RNA, 303 nt
Organism: Microstroma glucosiphilum
Lineage: Eukaryota; Fungi; Basidiomycota; Exobasidiomycetes; Microstromatales; Microstromataceae
Exons: 4
Coding region: 1-303 (100 amino acids)
Source: RefSeq, a predicted model, not a curated record
AUGCGUUACACUUACACACUCACUGUCCUGGCGACAACUUUGCUCUGCUUGUCUAGCGCAAAUCGGGCUAGUGCUUUGCACUGUGCCGUCAAAGACAUCAAUGGGGAAUUUGUAACCUGCCCGGCGGGAUGCGAUGUCGAUACUCUACUCGAUCCGGUCUGCAAAGAUGCGGCCGGUGGCCAUGUGCUGGGUGCUAAAAAGACCGGCUGCUGGGUCGUGUUCAAGAACCCAGCGUACUCACCCUUGAGCUGUAAAUCCCAAUGUGAGGCUAACACUCCAGGAGCAAGGUACAACUGCGUUUAA